AUGGCGUCCUUAUUUUUCACACCCAGGGAUGGAAACUGGAGCCUGACUGACCACGUGAAGCAACUCAAACUGGACAUGAAGAUGUGGAGGCUCGUUUACUGGAGGCUCUGGGGACAGGUACACUUCCUUCCCUGCUCUACCUGCGGCGCUGUCUUUCCGGGGUAUGAGAUGCGCAUGUGCCGUAUUCACCCGCUUGACGCUUCCUCCUGUGACAUGGAUCAGAUUUUGGCCAGCGAUACACACCCCUGUUGCGGAGCACGGGCACUGCGUUUCUCCCCUCUCCCAGUCAGGAAUGGUUGCCAGGUGACUGAGCACACUGUCCAACUGAGUCACGGCGGGGAUGAAGACUUGUGGGGCCCCAUCCCUCACAUAUACGACGACCUCCUCACUUUCCAACAGCUGGCGUGCCUGGAACCCUCAUCACAGGUGUCCAAAGAGGCCGAGGUGAGUUACUGGCCCUCGGCCGAUCGCAGCCUCCUGGACCGCUCCUGGCUGUCCCAUUACCUGCAUGGUGAACGGGAGGGACAGCCAGCAGGGAAGGCGCCGGUGGGAGAGAGCAACACCGUGGUCCCGAGUCAGGGUGUGGUGGUGAGCAGCGUCGGGGUGAGCAGCGAGAGUUCAUCGGACGAGGAGGAAGGAGGCAGCCGUGCGCGUAUCAGCAUGCGACUCAAAGCCAAUCUAAUCCGUCGGGCGAACAGAGCGAGACGCACCAUUGCUUGCGACAAGAUUUCCAGUGAUCGGCGCUAUUACAGAGUGAUGGUGGAGCAGAGCCUGCGCUGGGAUGCGGGCAGGUCGACGCGACACAACCAGGACGCCCAGAGGGAGCGAGAAAGUCGUGUUCUGAGAGACCUAACCUCGUGGCUGACCUUAGCUGCACCCAACACACACGAUGCGACCCACAACACUCAGAAGGGCCACCGGGGCCGCCCGGACCGCCGCAAGGAGUGCUCCAGUGGCCCCGACCCUGGAUGUUACUACAGGCUGGAGGCAGAGUUUAGGGAACGCCAUGGCGGCCACUCCCAUGGGCAAGGCGGCGGUGGCGGCGGCACCUUCAGGGCAAAGGUGCAAGCCAUAUCCAGAAUCAAGUUGAGGCUGAGGCACCGCGCUGCCUUCUCUGCCUCCCGCUAG
Messenger RNA from Portunus trituberculatus (swimming crab), 1128 nucleotides. RefSeq lists its product as uncharacterized. Lineage: Eukaryota; Metazoa; Arthropoda; Malacostraca; Decapoda; Portunidae. The transcript has 6 exons. The coding region runs from base 1 to 1128 and encodes 375 amino acids. The record is from RefSeq and is a predicted model, not a curated record.